Molecule: messenger RNA, 509 nt
Organism: Dreissena polymorpha
Lineage: Eukaryota; Metazoa; Mollusca; Bivalvia; Myida; Dreissenidae
Product: snake venom metalloproteinase lebetase-4-like
Exons: 5
Coding region: 1-441 (146 amino acids)
Biological process (GO): proteolysis
Molecular function (GO): metalloendopeptidase activity
Source: RefSeq, a predicted model, not a curated record
AUGUACAUAAGUCUCAAGCUUGUGGAUAUUUCGGUUAAAAACGUAUGGACUAUCUCAACAUGGGAGUUCGCCAUUUUCGGUUUAUUACCCGCAACGGUUUCCAUUGCAGGGUAUGCGUACUUAGAGGCGGAGUGUCAGGAGAAGAGUGUCUCAAUUGUUUCGGAUGAGGAGGACUUCUAUGCCUCCAAGUUGAUCGCGCACGAGAUAGGGCAUAGCCUUGGCUGCGAACAAGAUGGCAACAGAAACCCGUGCCCAAGUCAAGUAGGUUAUGCCAUGGAGGCCGGCUUCCUUCUGGCCAACAAGAAAAAGUGGACUUUUUGUACGUGUUCCGUAGAUUACAUCCGGAAAUACCUUCAGGUCCUCAACACGAACCACACUAAGUGCUUGACGACCACCCAUCAACGGUCACGUGCCAGGGCUGGUGACGACACUCGCACAUGAGUGGUAUGGUCAGGUGUAUAAUCUCGACAAACAGUGCCAAAUUAAAUACGGACAGCAGUCCUACUUCU